This is a messenger RNA of Oreochromis aureus, 2719 nucleotides long. Its product is annotated as scavenger receptor cysteine-rich type 1 protein M130-like. The coding region runs from base 162 to 1427 and encodes 421 amino acids. The record is from RefSeq and is a predicted model, not a curated record. The transcript has 7 exons. Gene Ontology annotation, cellular component: membrane. NCBI's taxonomy places the organism in Eukaryota, Metazoa, Chordata, Actinopteri, Cichliformes, Cichlidae.
UUGUCUCAGAGUUCAGGGGCUCAACUUUACUGAAAUGUUAUGAAGCUCAAAGAGAAAGUCAAAAGAGGCAGAAGCUGCUCGUCCAUCAGAGCUAACUGUCUGUGAAUCUGCACUCAGGUAGAGUGACCUGCAGCAGGUAAACACUAAGGAUAGCACAGCUGAUGCUCAGAGCAGAGAGCAGACAGGGAGACAUCUACCUGGACAUGGAUCACCUGCUGCUGGUGCUGCUGCUGCUGUGGAGCUCAGGCGUCCAGGCUGAAGUAAAACAGAGAUCUACAGAGCCUGAUGAUGUCAGGUUGGUGGGAGGAGCCAAUCGCUGUGCAGGUGCACUGGAGGUGAAACUGGAGGAGUGGAGACCAGUGUGUGCCUUUCAUGAUUCCUGGACCCUGAAAGAAGCAGGUGUUUUCUGUGAACAUCUGGGCUGUGGCUCAGCUGUUUCUAUAGAAAAGGCAAACAUCUUGCAAACAGUUGCAUGGUCGAUCACACCUGACUGUGUUCUGUCCACAUCUCCUCUGAAGAAUUGUGCAACAAGAAAACAUUAUUCUUACCAAAUCCUGAAACUCACCUGUUCAGAUCUGCUUGUUCAGACAAACAUCCAUGCAUCCUCCAUGGACAGGGUUUUCAGUGCCCAGCAGCAGGGGCUUCAGGUAUCCAGGGGCUCCAGCUUCACCAUCAGCUGCUCCAUCCAGCCACAGUACCCAGGAGGCUCUUUCCAGCUCACCUUCACCUCCUCCAACACAACAUACAGCUGCACCCAGCCAGCUGUCAGUCACUCUGCCCUCUUCCUGUUUCCUGCUGCAGAGCCCGCCCACCAAGGAAACUACAGCUGUGUUUAUCACGUCUACGUUUUCUCUCAUAACUUCUUCUCUGAGAGCCACCAGCUGUCUGUCACUGUGUCAGAGCCUGAUGAUGUCAGGUUGGUGGGAGGAGCUAGUCGCUGUGCAGGUAGACUGGAGGAGAAACAUCAGGGAGAGUGGAGACCGGUGUCUGGGUUUGACAGGAUCCUGGAUGAAACAGAUGAAGUCUGUGAACGUCUGCACUGUGGCCCGUUUGAUUAUGGAGGACUCAUAAAGUCCUCACAAACAUCUGUGUGGCAGAUCAGACCCGUUCAGGCUGGAUCUGCUCUGACAGAAUGCUCAACAUCAGAAAAGACUUUGUUCAUCCUGAAUCUCACCUGCUCAGAUCCAACAGAUCCAGAAGCUCAUAACGUCACUGCUGUCGUCCUGCUGGUGAUUGUGCUGUUUAUGAUCACUGCUCUAUGUUUCUACUGUAAGGCCAGCAGGGGGCAAAAGCCAAGUGCACCUGACAGCACUGAGCUGGUUUACUAUAACUUCAGCGUUUGUUCAGCUGAAGGAGGGCCGACUAAAGAGGAAGGAGCUCAGGGAGCAGAGGAGGAUCUCCAUGGAGAUCAUCUCACAUCCAGAUGAAUUUUUUAGCUGACACACAGCCGUCCGUCCUGUCGAAUAACACAGCUGUUUUCUAUUGAACACAAACGCUCAUCGCCUCAUCUUACACGACACUGGAAAGUCUGGGAAAAGCUAACUGGAUUGGAUUGGACUGGACUGAUUAUUGUCUAUUUACAUAUCAAUAUAUGGUGUAAGCCUUGAGUGCAGACUUAGUAAAGUAGAAAUCUAUUCUGAUAUCUUGAUAAACUCAGUUUAGAGAUUAGGAUGCAGAGAAGGAAAGCUGGAAAACCGGUGGCAGCAAAGUGGUAAGCUUGGAGGAGGAGAGGAGGUCUGUCCUCUCUGUCUGAGGACAAAGCAGAACCAAAUCUGUAAAACUUGGGAGAAGAAGGAGCUUGACAAAAGAAAAAGGAGGGAAAGAAGGAGGGUUAGAAAUAACCCGUCCUCACUCAAGAGCUGGCUGAUGGGUUCUUUGUUCUCUUAGAGUUUUGGAAGAAAACAGAAAAUAAAUAUGAAAACAAGGAAAAACCUAUAUAUGUUUUUUACUUUGAGCCUUUCCAGUUCCUGCUGCAGGGUGCAGGUUUGCAAACAGUGUAAAUGUGAUAAUAAAAUCAAAUCUGAGAAAUUCAAAGGGGCAGUAUUGUUGGAACUUAGCAAAGGAUUAAGUAAUGUAAACCAUAAACCAUAAUGUAAAUCACUCAUGUCAUGACAUGAAUAAAGGUUAUAUGUGUCCAGGUUUAGAGUGACUGAAACCGUAGACUUUGAAUAAAAUCACUGAACUGUGUGAAAAAGGGACAGAAAAGGAUGUAAAUGUUUUAUUUUCUCCACCUUUACUUGGAAAAGGGGAAGGAAAGGAAACAGAAGGUGAUAAGAGGACAGAGAUUAUGUAGGAUGUAAAAGCAGGAAGUUAAACUGAAUGUUUAAGAAAUGCUGUGCAGAGAUAUCACAAAGAUGUUAAUGGAUGAUAUUUAGAUUGUUUCCAAAUAAUGAGGCACACACUGACCCAGGGCCAUCAGGAAGAACACUGGAACAAAGCCAGCACAGUGACGUUAGCACUGACACCUGAAGGUCAAACCAAGACAUCUUCUCUGCUUUACGCUCAGUUUGUUUGUUUUUAUUGAAUAUUUAAAGGGUGAAACAGUUGGAACAAUGUGUUGGUUCACUCUAAAAUGUUGCACACCACCAUCUUAGUUUACAAAAACAAAAAGUCUGAUUUCCUCCUCUGAAUCUUUUCUUUAUGUAGGUCUCUUUAAAUCUGUACAUGGCUCCUGCUCAUGUCAUAUUUAUAAUUCAGUUUAAUAAAUUAACAGCUCCGA